AUGUUUACAUACCUUCCUCAAAUGUUUUCGGCAGUUGAAAUUUUAGGGGAAGGGUACUUUGGUACUGUGUUCAAGGCUCAACACAUAUCUGACAACAAGAACUACGCCAUAAAAAUAUUGAAAGCAAAUAAAAUUUCUGAAUCCGAAAAAUUCAAAGAAAUAAGAAAUUUCGAACAAGUGGGGUACCACCCCCACAUUGUAAAUUACAUCAUGGGAUGGGAACAGGAAGCUGACAUAUACCCCAUGAUGCAGUUAUCCCAGACGAGUCUGGUAAACUACGUUAAAAUCACCAAUGAUGUUCCAGAAUUCGUCUUUUGGGACUGCAUCCGUGAUGUAUGUCUCGCUUCGAUCUACCUGGCAGAAAGACGUUUGGUCCAUUACGAUAUCAAGGAUGAUAACAUCCUAAUACACGGAAAAAACUUUAAACUGGCUGAUUUCGUCACAAUAGUUGAGAUAAGAGAGGAAGCUGACAUAUACCCCAUGAUGCAGUUAUCCCAGACGAGUCUGGUAAACUACGUUAAAAUCACCAAUGAUGUUCCAGAAUUCGUCUUUUGGGACUGCAUCCGUGAUGUAUGUCUCGCUUCGAUCUACCUGGCAGAAAGGCGUUUGGUCCAUUACGAUAUCAAGGAUGAUAACAUCCGAAUACACGGAAAAAACUUUAAACUGGCUGAUUUCGGCACAAUAGUUGAGAUAAGAGAGGAAGCUGACAUAUACCUCAUGAUGCAGUUAUCCCAGACGAGUCUGGUAAACUACGUUAAAUUCACCAAUGAUGUUCCAGAAUUCGUCUUUUGGGACUGCAUCCGUGAUGUAUGUCCCGCUUCUAUCUACCUGGCAGAAAGACGUUUGGUGCAUUACGAUAUCAAGGAUGAUAACAUCCUAAUAUACGGAAAAAACCUGGUACAAAGAAGUGGCUGA
Messenger RNA from Diabrotica virgifera virgifera (western corn rootworm), 915 nucleotides. Its product is annotated as serine/threonine-protein kinase 3/4-like. The transcript is spliced from 3 exons. Gene Ontology annotation, biological process: protein phosphorylation. The record is from RefSeq and is a predicted model, not a curated record. Gene Ontology annotation, molecular function: protein serine/threonine kinase activity; ATP binding. NCBI's taxonomy places the organism in Eukaryota, Metazoa, Arthropoda, Insecta, Coleoptera, Chrysomelidae. Gene Ontology annotation, cellular component: cytoplasm. The coding region runs from base 1 to 915 and encodes 304 amino acids.